GGGAGGGGCAACGGUUUGUGGUGGAAGAGCUGCGUGGAGCUGUCAGUCGAAGCUUGCGUGCUGAACUCAACCUGGAGCUCGUUGGAGGACUUUGCCCCAGAUGUGAGCGGUGUGAGGACGAUGGUCUUUGCCGAGCGAAGGGAUAGGGUUCAAGACCAAGGCCUGUGAAUUGAGACCGUUGGGCUGUGGGCUCUUAAAGGCUGUCCAGGCUCCGGACUGCAUUGCCCAAUGUCUACCGUACCCGAGGCAACGUUCUGUCCGCGCACCGGCUCUUUCAGGACCGUAGGAGGGAUCGCGCGCGCGUCCCCGAGGAACAUCCGCAGCUUGAGGGAACUGCAGAGUCAGAUAUGAAAUCCAAUUGUCAGACCAAGAAGUUGUCACCAAAAAAUGGCAUUUUUGACAGAGGAUUACCUCAGCAGGAAAUAAUGGAAAUUUGUGAAAAACACAGCCUUGAAUGUUUAUGUUUUAGAGGUGAUUGGGAAAGCAAAGAUCAGUUUGAAACAUAACAGGAAAAUCAGGAAGAAUGUUCUAAGCAGGUUAUACGCACCUGUGAAAAAAUCCCCACUUUUAACCAGCACAUGGCUUCUAAUGUGCAUCAGAGACUUAAUACAAGAAAGAAACUGAAUAAACUUAAAGAGUGUACAAAAGCCUUUUGUUCUGGCUCAGGCUGUAUUCAACAUCAUUUAAUUCACACUGGUGAAAAAUUUUGUAAAGAUAAAGAAUGUGAGAAGAACUUUGUUCCAGAUUCAGAACUUACUCAACGUCAGACAACUCUCUCUGCUAAGAAAACAUAUGAAUGUAAAGAAUGUGGGAAGGCUUUUAGUUUGCGUUCAAGUUUUACUGGUCAUAGAAGAAUUCACAGUGGUGAAAAACCUUUUAAAUGUAAGGAAUGUGGGAAGGCCUUUAGGUUUCAUUCACAACUUAGUGUCUAUAAAUGUAUUCAUACUGGUGAGAAAUCUUAUGAAUAUAGGGAAUGUGGGAAGGCCUUUAGUUGUGGUUCAGACCCUACUCGACAUCAGAGAAUUCAUACUGGCGAAAAACCCUAUGAGUGUAAUGAAUGUAGGAAGGCCUUUAGUCAGCGAUCACAUCUUACUAAACAUCAGAGAAUUCACACUGGUGGAAAACCUUAUGAAUGUAAGGAGUGUGGGAAAGCUUUUACUGGUGGCUCACACCUAACUCAGCAUCAGAGAAUGCAUACUGGUGAGAAAUCUCAUGAAUGUAAAGAAUGUGGAAAAGCCAUUAUUCGUGGUUCAAAUCUUGCUCAACAUCAGAAUGUCCAUCCAUGUUGGUGGAAAACCCUAUGAAUGUGAGAAAUGUGGGAAAGCAUAUAUCUGGAGUUCUCACCUUGCCUGACAUCAACGAAUUCAUUCUGGUAGGAAACCUUAUGAAUGUAAACAAUGUGGGAAGACUUUUAUUUGGGCCUCAUACCUUGCUCAACAUGAGAAAAUUCACAAUGAGAGGAAACCCUAUGAAUGUAAGGAAUGUGGAAAGACCUUUCUUCAUGGCUCAGAGUUUAAUCGACAUCAGAAAAUUCAUACUGGUGAGAGAAACUAUGAAUGUAAGCAAUGUGGGAAGACCUUUUUUCGUGGCUCAGAACUUAACAUCAGAAAAUCCAUGCUGGAAAAAGAUCAUAUGAAUGUGAAGAAUGUGGAAAAGCCUUUCUCUGGGGUUCACAACUUACACGACAUCAGAGAAUACAUACUGGUGUGGAACCUUAUGUAUGUAAAGAAUGUGGGAAAUCUUUUAUCUGGGGUUAACAGCUUACACGACAUAGGAAAAUUCAUACUGAUGCAGAACCCUAUAAAUGUAAGGAAAGCAGCCAGAUCUUUAGUCACCAUUCAUAUUUUAAUGGUGAGACUCUCUAUCAAUGGAAAGAUUAUGGGAACACCAUUAGUCACGACUCAGACUUUGCUCAAUACCAGAAUAUUUAUGCUUUUAAGAAAUCAUAUGAAUAUAAAGAUUUUGAGAUGGCAUUUUC
This is a messenger RNA of Phacochoerus africanus (Common warthog), 1978 nucleotides long. RefSeq names its product zinc finger protein 790-like. The coding region runs from base 579 to 1304 and encodes 241 amino acids. NCBI's taxonomy places the organism in Eukaryota, Metazoa, Chordata, Mammalia, Artiodactyla, Suidae. The transcript has 2 exons. Gene Ontology annotation, biological process: negative regulation of transcription by RNA polymerase II; regulation of cytokine production; regulation of immune system process. The record is from RefSeq and is a predicted model, not a curated record.